This is a messenger RNA of Onthophagus taurus, 629 nucleotides long. RefSeq lists its product as uncharacterized. NCBI's taxonomy places the organism in Eukaryota, Metazoa, Arthropoda, Insecta, Coleoptera, Scarabaeidae. The record is from RefSeq and is a predicted model, not a curated record.
AUUCAAGUGCCGGUAGCAAUAGGUUCUCUUUUACACAGUUCUUAUCAGUUAAAUCAUGAAAAUCGUAAUCAUUCUUUUUACGUGCAUUUUGUGCCACAUUCCAAAUAAUAUGGGUGAAUCAUCAACUCCAUCUCCAACACCUCAAGUGAUGCAAUUUUUCCAGGUGAUACAACGGUUACAAAAAUACAUGUUACACCCAAAACCACGAGAAGUGAUGUUGAUUACAAGAGAACUUUUACCAGAUUCUACAAGAAUUCGAAAGGUAGAUCCAAUAGUCAUAAUUGUAAACGAAUGUCCAAAGUUCGUUGGUUUGGUAGGUUUCCAACAACCUUGUGUUGUCACGAAGAGUAAAUAUUUAGAGGUUCACGUAACAAUUUUGAAUCCAAAACCGACGAAUUUGGCACUAAACGUCGAAGAUCAUAUAGAGUGUUCUUGCGAAUCGAAAAUAUUUUCGAUGACGACUUCACAAAUUUUUAAAACUAGCUACAUUCCCCCCACAAUUCCAACCAUAAAUAUAACUGAAAAGAAAUUGACCAAUUCUGGUGAUGUUCCUAUUUAUUUUUCCAAGAUAAUUUUAAUAAUUACUCAAUUAUUUUUGGUAUAUUUAUUUAUUUAAAUGUUUUUUUUUA